AUGAGUUUUCGCAUCAGCGACAUCGAGAAACAAGCAGAUGCAACCACGCUAGACUCACCCCAGGUGAAAACAUCCGCGUUCAAGAGCCUCGGCCUGCUGGACCGCUUUCUCGCGGUGUGGAUCUUCCUGGCCAUGGCCAUCGGCAUCAUCCUGGGAAACUUCGUCCCCAGUACGGGGCCUGCGCUCCAGAAAGGGAAGUUUGUCGGCGUUUCAGUGCCUAUCGCCGUUGGCCUCCUGGUGAUGAUGUACCCGAUUCUCUGUAAAGUGCGUUUCGAGAGCCUGCACCGCGUCUUCAAGACCCGCCAGAUCUGGAUCCAGAUCGCCUUCAGUCUGAUCGUCAACUGGAUUAUUGCUCCGUUCUUCAUGUUGGCCCUAUCCUGGGCAUUCCUCCCAGACGAACCCGAGCUACGCCAGGGACUCAUCCUAGUCGGACUGGCCCGAUGUAUUGCCAUGGUCUUGAUCUGGACAGGCCUCGCCGGCGGCGACAGCGAAUACUGCGCGAUCCUCGUGGCGGUCAACUCCCUCCUGCAAAUGGUGCUCUUCGCGCCGAUGGGCGUCUUCUUCAUCCGGGUCAUCAGCGGCGACCAGAACAUCGACUUCCAAUACGCCACCGCGGCGCAAUCCGUCGCCGUCUUCCUGGGGAUCCCGCUGGGCGCGGCGGUGGUGACGCGGUUCGCGCUGCGCUGGGCCACCAGCCCCCGGUGGUACGACGAGGUGUUCCUGAAGUGGGCGAGCCCGUGGUCGCUCAUCGGGCUCCUGUUCACGAUCUUGGUGCUGUUCGCCUCGCAGGGCCGGCACGUGGUGCAUCAGAUCGUGUCCGUGGUGCGGGUCGCGGCGCCGCUGAUCGUCUACUUCGCGGUGAUCUUCUUCGCGACGCUGCUCGUGGCCUACCGGCUGGGGUUCGGGUACCGGCUGGCGGCGACGCAGAGCUUCACCGCCGCCAGCAAUAACUUUGAGCUGGCGAUCGCGGUGGCGGUCGCGACCUUCGGGGCCGAUAGUAAUCAGGCGCUGGCAGCGACGGUCGGGCCGCUGGUCGAGGUGCCUGUGCUGUUGGGGCUCGUGUAUGCUGUGAAACUGGUGGCGAGGAGGGUCGGGUGGAAGGAUUAG
Molecule: messenger RNA, 1107 nt
Organism: Aspergillus brunneoviolaceus CBS 621.78
Lineage: Eukaryota; Fungi; Ascomycota; Eurotiomycetes; Eurotiales; Aspergillaceae
Product: arsenic resistance protein
Exons: 5
Coding region: 1-1107 (368 amino acids)
Biological process (GO): antimonite transmembrane transport; arsenite transport
Cellular component (GO): plasma membrane
Molecular function (GO): arsenite transmembrane transporter activity; antiporter activity; antimonite transmembrane transporter activity
Source: RefSeq, a predicted model, not a curated record